AUGCCCGCAUCCUCCCCGCAACGACAGGGUCAAGCUUCUUCGCAUCACCGAGAGUCAAGCCUGGAGGGUGACCUGGAUGGCAUGGUCAACGACAUGUUUGAAUCCACACGCCAUCGCCGCGAGGCAAGGCGCACUGAUCUCACGAACCACCACCAUGCUCGCAAGGUCGAAGCCGCAGAGAGCAUCAACAAGACCUUUGAUGAUCAUGAGACGGAUGCUCUCCAGCUCCGCAAGGCCCAGACUGCGCGCUUGGUUGGUCUCUUGAAGCGAAACGAUGAGAUUGAGCGCUGCAUGGCCACAAGCGUCAAGACACUCGAACGCGCAUACCUAUCACGGUCCGCAGAGCUGAGGGCCGCGCUGGAGAGCCGCAUUGCCGAGCUGCAGUGA
Molecule: messenger RNA, 387 nt
Organism: Diplodia corticola
Lineage: Eukaryota; Fungi; Ascomycota; Dothideomycetes; Botryosphaeriales; Botryosphaeriaceae
Product: major facilitator superfamily
Exons: 3
Coding region: 1-387 (128 amino acids)
Source: RefSeq, a predicted model, not a curated record